Molecule: messenger RNA, 576 nt
Organism: Malassezia sympodialis ATCC 42132
Lineage: Eukaryota; Fungi; Basidiomycota; Malasseziomycetes; Malasseziales; Malasseziaceae
Gene: RPS7B
Product: 40S ribosomal protein eS7
Biological process (GO): ribosomal small subunit biogenesis; rRNA processing; translation
Cellular component (GO): cytosolic small ribosomal subunit; ribosome; 90S preribosome
Molecular function (GO): structural constituent of ribosome
Source: RefSeq, a predicted model, not a curated record
AUGGCCACUGUGAACCAGAAGAUCUUCCGCACGGCGAAUGCGCCGAACACUGCUCCCACUGAGGCCGAGACCACUGUGUGCCAGGCCCUCAUUGACCUUGAGUCGCACAUCCCCGAGCUCAAGGCCGAGCUCCGCGCGCUUCAGGUGAGCGCCGUCAAGGAGGUCGAGGUGAAGGGCGGCAAGAAGGCCUACGUGGUCUUUGUGCCCAUGAUCCAGCUCAAGGCCUUCCACAAGAUCCAGCAGAGGCUCACCCGUGAACUCGAGAAGAAGUUCUCGGACCACCACGUCGUGUUCAUUGGCCAGCGCCGUAUCAUGAGCAAGCCCUCGAGCCACAGCCGUGCUAAGCAGCCUCGGCCCCGCAGCCGCACCCUCACCUCGGUGCACAACGCCAUCCUGGAGGACCUCGUGUUCCCCACCGAGAUCACCGCUAAGCGCAUCCGCGUGGCGGCUGAUGGCAGCAAGCUGGUCCGCUGCGCCCUGGACUCGAAGGAUGCCACGAGCCUGGAGUACAAGCUCGAGACCUUCUCGAGCGUCUACCGCAAGCUCACCGGCAAGGACGUCGCCUUCACGAUCUAA